AUGCGCCGCGCCAGCCGAGACUACACCAAGUAUUUGCGAGGCUCGGAGGAGAUGGGUAGCGGCAACUCCAGCGCUCCCCACGAGGGUCCCCUGCACCCUACACCUUCCCCAGCCCCGCACCAGCCCCCACCCACCUCUCGCUCCAUCCUGAUGGCCUUCAUGGUCCUGGGGCUGGGCCAGGUCCUCUGCAGCGUUGCAUUGUUCCUCUACUUCAAAACCCAGAUGGAUCUUAACAGGAUUUCAGAUGAUGAGACCUGUUGCUUUCUAAAACUUUUGAAACGCCAUAAAAACUCAGAUUUGCAAGAUACAUCUCUGGAGGAUCAGGAUGCAACAUUAAUGUCAGAUUCCUGUCGAAGAAUCAAACUGGGCUUUCAAGAAGCUUUGCAGAAGGAGCUAAAGCUUAUGGCUAGGACAGAGAAUGCAAGGGCAGAGAAAGCUAUGAUGGAUCCUUGGUUAGAUGUCUCCAGGAAAAGCAGAUCUGAGACCCAUCCAUUUGCUCAUCUCACUAUUAAUGGCACCAAUAUUCCCUCAGGUUCCCGCAAAGUGAAUCUUUCUUCCUGGUACCAUGACAGAGGUUGGGCAAACAUAUCAAAUAUGACUUUCAGCAAUGGAAAACUAAGGGUCAACCAAGAUGGCUUCUACUACCUCUAUGCCAACAUUUGCUUCAGACAUCAUGAAACCUCUGGUGGUCUGGCCACAGAAUCUCUUCAGCUGAUGGUGUAUGUCACGAAAACGAAUGUGAAGAUUCGGAAUUCUGAUACUCUGAUGAAAGGAGGAAGCACGAAACACUGGUCAAAAAAGUCAGAGUUCCAUUUUUACUCUAUCAAUAUAGGAGGAUUUUUUAAACUGAGAUCUGGUGAAGAAAUAAGUAUCCAGGUAUCCAACCCAUCCUUACUGGAUCCUGCCCAAGAUGCAACUUACUUUGGGGCUUUCAAAGUUCGAGAUAUAGAUUGA
Messenger RNA from Gracilinanus agilis (Agile Gracile Mouse Opossum), 954 nucleotides. It is a transcript of the gene TNFSF11, whose product is annotated as TNF superfamily member 11. The record is from RefSeq and is a predicted model, not a curated record. NCBI's taxonomy places the organism in Eukaryota, Metazoa, Chordata, Mammalia, Didelphimorphia, Didelphidae. Gene Ontology annotation, molecular function: tumor necrosis factor receptor binding. Gene Ontology annotation, biological process: immune response. The transcript is spliced from 5 exons. Bases 1 to 954 code for a protein of 317 amino acids. Gene Ontology annotation, cellular component: membrane.